GCUGUGCAAGGGUCCAUCUAUAGUACUUUUUUUGGCUAAUUAUUUUGGUUUAGACUGCCCACGUCAACUGAGCUCAACUUCAAGCUUGGUCCGAACAAGGAACGCUUAGUGCCGUUGCAGCACGAAGAGCGGCAAAGGCCGCUCAAUUAUCCGGAGACUCAGGCAUAGAUGCGGUUUAGUCUUCUGUGACUUCUCGUUCCUCUGUUCGUCCCGCAGGACCUCCAGCGCCAGAACAAGAACUUGGCUCAAGCUCCGAAGACGAACCGGCCAUCCCGUCCCCAACUUCCUCCCCUGAAUCCCCGAAGAAUAGAAAACGGAAACCUAUACCCGAACAGAAGCCGAGAAAGAAAAGAAAGCCCUCUCCCGUUGAUGGCAUCGAUGAUGAGACACGGCCUGCGUUCCCUCAGUACACGGCAAGGGCGAGGGCGUAUUCGCCUGCCGCGCCGGUGGGGCUGGGGGACGACCUUGACGGGAACAUGGAUGUGCAAUCAGGGAUAGAUGAAGAAGACGAUGUUUUGAGUGAAAUGGAAGGAAGAGCUGCCUGAACCUGCCCCGCCGCAGCGCCCCGCCCUCUCUUACCUCCCGCUUCUACCUUCCUCCCUUCGUCUUCCUCAUUAUUAGAGCAUCCUCCUUCCGCAUUACCCCCUCUUAACCUCAAAUGCGACAGUCCCGCCAUUCUUCUUGCACUAAAGAACGGCGAGACACUUGCCUUCGUUGGCACAUGCCGCCUUGUGGUCAUCAAGGGGAAGUUGGAACUGUUAGGAACUGUGCUUGAAGUGGACCCGGAAUGCACGACACACGAGAUCUAGGCUCCGAAAAGUCACACAAUUCCCGUCCUUACGGCACUCACUUCCUCAAAAUCGUCACGCACUCUCCCACUGCCGCCGAAUCUCGAAAAUCAAACCGGAACGGCGGAUGCCCUUGUUGUUCUUCAGGAACUGCAUUCAAACCUCGAAGGCCUCGGCCGGAUUGUCACUCCAUUCUCUGGAGCCUUCUCCCCUCCAUCUCCUUCCUCGACAGCAGACUGGGGCCUUGCAGGAUUCUAUCCCCUCACGAGCGAUACCACCCCCUUCCGCCAUACCGGGCUCACUACCUCGGUUCCUCCUCGCCCAAGUCUGACCCGGCACUCUACCUCUCUGCUGUCGAAGCGCUUCUCCAGAGUUUCAGGCUGGAAUUGCAAUUCCCUUUCCUGAUGGAAGCGGAGAAUGGGAGAGUUAGCGACGUAGUGCCUCUAGUGGUGAACACCAUGGGUUGGACAAAAGGCCUCGGUGCGCGUCUGCUCGAACAAGUGGAGCAACUCGUCCAGCCUACGCAUGUGUUUGAGUUCCCGGAUUCGGGCGAGACGGCGCACCCGCUAGAUCAGUUUCCGUCCUCCACCUUAACACCUACUGGCAACGGCGAUGACAGGCAAGUGUAUACCCUGGAGCCUGUCCAGCCCAGCCCACGGCUAUCAGCGUACAAUGCCCCUCUUCUCCGAGCGCUCAGUACGAUGUCCUACCUCCACUCGCACCCCCCGCAAGAAGGGCAAAGCACCCGAUGGUCCACCACACCGCUGUGUGCUCAGCUGCCAUACGAAGUCGACCUCCGCACCGCAUUCGACAAGAUCGUCCUAGUCGGUCCUGGAUCGGAGGAUGUCGUCCCCGAAGAACUGGGGACGGUACUCAACGGCUCCCUGGUCGCGUUCCUAGCCGUCGAUGAGGGUUCGGAACCCCUGCCCGCCCAUGAAGGUCACUUGAUCCCGUAUGAGCAGUGCGCCCCUGCUCCUUCACCUUUCACUUCCCAUUGCUUAGGCCUCGGCGUUAUUCGUUCAUUCGACAAAGAGUCGGGCAAGGCACUUGUACUCACCCCAGUCCCACUCUCGACACUCGCCAAAGCCAGAGUGCUGGUCAAGGGUGAGCUGGAACUCCCGAUCU
This is a messenger RNA of Dacryopinax primogenitus, 1913 nucleotides long. RefSeq lists its product as uncharacterized. Gene Ontology annotation, molecular function: polynucleotide 5'-hydroxyl-kinase activity. Gene Ontology annotation, cellular component: nucleus. The transcript is spliced from 2 exons. The record is from RefSeq and is a predicted model, not a curated record. Gene Ontology annotation, biological process: cleavage in ITS2 between 5.8S rRNA and LSU-rRNA of tricistronic rRNA transcript (SSU-rRNA, 5.8S rRNA, LSU-rRNA). The annotation marks the transcript as partial. NCBI's taxonomy places the organism in Eukaryota, Fungi, Basidiomycota, Dacrymycetes, Dacrymycetales, Dacrymycetaceae.